Molecule: messenger RNA, 1100 nt
Organism: Vespa velutina
Lineage: Eukaryota; Metazoa; Arthropoda; Insecta; Hymenoptera; Vespidae
Product: chymotrypsin-2-like
Exons: 7
Coding region: 99-875 (258 amino acids)
Biological process (GO): proteolysis
Molecular function (GO): serine-type endopeptidase activity
Source: RefSeq, a predicted model, not a curated record
UGGAUAAUGUGAUCGAUCAUGCUAUAUAAAUUCAUUGUUCUCGAUCAUUUCGGUAGACAGACGUUGUCAUCGGUGCACGUAGUAAGAAAGAUCAAAUCAUGGCAAUCAGAGGUUUAUUAUUUCUUGGCCUAAUCGCCGUUUGUUAUGGAGCAACAGUGCCAUUUUUAAAUCCAAGAAUCGUAAACGGAGAGGACGCAAAACCAGGAGAAAUUCCAUACCAGGUCUCUCUUCAAAUCAAAUCAUCGGCCUUCCAUUUCUGUGGCGGUUCAAUUCUCAACGAGAAUUACGUCAUUACUGCUGCUCAUUGUGUCUCCAGCAAAUCAAAAAAUAACAUUCAAAUUGUCGCUGGUACGAACUAUUUGAACGAUGAGAACUCUUCUAUUCACAACGUUAAGAGAAUCAUCGUACACAAAUAUUACAGUCCAUCGGAUUCUUGGAAGAACGAUAUCGCGUUAUUGGAAGUAAUAGAACCUUUCUCCGAAACUAAAUUGAUAUCUUUUAUCAACCUUCCAACAUCUCACGAUGUUAUCAAUACCAACGAUGUCGCCGUUAUCUCUGGAUGGGGUAGACUUUGGCAAAACGGUGCCACGACCAAAAAAUUGCAACGUGCAAUGAUUUACAUUGCCGAUCAGGCUUAUUGCAGAAACAUGUACGCCUCGAUGGGUUAUAAUAUUCACGAUUCUCAUCUUUGUGCUUAUGAUCCGGAAUCUCCUAGAGGAUCUUGCCACGGUGACUCUGGUGGCCCCUUGACCGUUAAUGGGAAACUCGUUGGUCUGGUCUCUUGGGCCAAAGCUUGCGCCCUUACCGACUACCCUACGGUUUACACUCGUGUCUCCGAGUUCAUGGAUUGGAUCGACGCUAAUACAAAAGCUUAAAUCCAAUUUUUAUGGUAACAAUUGACACGUCAAUAAUCUUACGACAAAGUCACAUAUCAACGUGACGCAUAAUUAUAAUAAUAAUAAUAAUAAUAAUAAUAUUUAUUAACAUAUUGCUAACAUUAUUAUCCAAUAUAUUUCUAAUCGGACAAUACCGAUAAUUUUAACUCGGUGCUAAUUAUAAUAAAUAUAGAUCAAUAAACGAUCGAUUAAGUUGCAAUCUAA